Messenger RNA from Rhododendron vialii, 2767 nucleotides. RefSeq names its product origin of replication complex subunit 3. The record is from RefSeq and is a predicted model, not a curated record. The coding region runs from base 203 to 2464 and encodes 753 amino acids. Lineage: Eukaryota; Viridiplantae; Streptophyta; Magnoliopsida; Ericales; Ericaceae. Gene Ontology annotation, biological process: DNA replication; DNA replication initiation. Gene Ontology annotation, cellular component: nuclear origin of replication recognition complex; DNA replication preinitiation complex; nuclear pre-replicative complex. The transcript is spliced from 17 exons. Gene Ontology annotation, molecular function: DNA replication origin binding.
UUGAGAAACCACAGGGAAGUCUAUGUAAUUAUUCGAAACAUCAGGGAGGUUAGUGUUGUUUACCCUCGCUGUAAAUAAAUCCCGAUCGCCACGUUGUAUUUUCCCGCCAAAUAGUGGAGAAGCAGAGAGAAAAUCGAGGCGUGUAGGGGGCAGAUUUCUAUCAGAGUAUCGGAACCCUAAUUUUCAGCCCAUUGAGCUUCAGAUGGCGCCCUCUGGAGCCUCUGAUUCGCCCGCAACACCGGAAAAAGCAGAACGUAACCUCCAGCCUUUCUUCGUUCUCCACAAAGCGUCGCACUGUAAUGCGGAGAGGAAAUCAACAGGAGGGGUAAGAACCGGAAGCAAAACUAGGACCAGGAGAAGAAUUGAUUUAACACCACCGCGGCCUAAGAGUUCGGAGGGAUCGGAGGCCGAGUUUGAUGGAGGAGACAACGAUGACAACCACGAUCAUCAGUUGCGAACAGAUGCUUUCAAUCACGCCUGGUCCAAAAUUGAGUCCACAAUUAAGGAUGUUUUGAGGAAUAUUAAUGCUGAUGCAUUCAAUGACGUACAUUGCUGGGUUCAAAGUUCAUUCAACGAAAUUCGAUCAAAUGGAAUGCUUGAUCGUGCUAAAGCUACUCGACCUUAUCCCAUUGUCACUAAUCCUAUAUCUAAACAACUUUACACAGGCCUGGUCUUCACCAAGAAUAUGGAAUUGGUUGAUGAUCUCUUGACGUUUGAGGACCUUGGUCUACAUUUGAAAUCUCGUGGAUGCCACGUGGCUAACCUUUCAUCAUUUGACUUCUCGGCCAAAAAUGGGAUAGAUGGGUGUCUUAGAGGUUUAUUGAGGCUGUUUGUAAAGACUAGCUUGGAUGUGGCUGAUAUGUCCGUCUUAGCAUUGUGGUACAUUGACCAAGGGGACUAUGAUAACCCAGUUGUUGUAAUUAUAGAUGAUUUGGAGAGAUGCUGUGGGUCUGUCUUGACUGACUUCAUUCUCAUGUUGAGUGAAUGGGUGGUUAAGAUUCCAAUCAUCUUGAUAUUUGGAGUUGCUACCUCGGUUGAUGCCCUGAGAAACAUACUUCCUUCACAUGCUCUUCAGUGCCUGUCCUGUCAUAAGUUCAUUUUGGGAUCUCCAGCUGAGAGAAUGGAUGCAAUCAUCGAGGCCGUCCUUGUGAAACGUUGUUCUGGAUUCAGUGUUGGCCACAAGGUGGCAGUAUUUUUGAGAAACUAUUUUUUAAGGCAGGAUGGAACUUUGACCUCAUUUGUCAGAGCUUUGAAGAUAGCAAUUGUCCAGCAUUUUUCCAUGGAACCUCUAAGCUUCAUACUCUGGGGCCUAUUUCACAAAGAUAGUCAGGAUUUAAGCAGUGAAAGACCUGUAUCAUUGCCAGAAACAGUGUUAAAGCAACUGUUUAGUCUUCCAUCUUGCAGGAGGAAUGAACUUGCUGAACCAAAUGAAGAAAUUUUUGCUCAAGGUUUGGCUGACUUGAAGAGAUUGCAGAAUUUUUGGAGUUCUGUGGUUCUGUGCCUGUUUGAAGCUGGAAAAAGCCAUGAAAUUACCUUGUUGGACUUGUACUGUGAGACACUUGAUCCAGAGCUACACCACUCGAGGGCUUCUGAUCAUCACUUGGGACCAGAAGCAGCAGUUGUAAUGUCUUCAAGUGACCAUCAUGUGCAUGGACCAUUGCAAAACCAUGUUUUUAUCUCUCAGGUCGUCCGCAAGGUCAGGGAUCUACCAUUAGUGUCCCUAAAUCAGUUGCUCAACAGAUGGGAAAAGCAUACGAAGGGCAUAAUUGAGAUCCACGAGAAAGUGAGGGAGCUGCAGUCAAUUGUGAAAUUUGAGGAUGGAAAGGCUUUGAAGCGAGAAUUGACAGACAUAUCCAAAAACGUAAUUGACUUCGGUUCAUUUAACAGGAGUCAGAAAACUCGAAGCAACUUUAAUGUUUACAAGGAUGGAAAAGCUGUAAAUGAGAAAGCUGCAGCACUAAUUGAUUUCAUGGUUGAGAAAUAUAUGCAGCCCAUUGAGUGCAUACCUUACCAUGAAAUCAUCUGCUUUAAGAAUGUUGACAAACUUCAAUCAGCUUUGAUGGGAGACCCAAGGAGAACAAUCCAAGUUGAUCUUUUGGAGUUCCACAAAUUUCUCAAGUGCAGUUGCUGCAGCAAGAAUGGCAAUAUACCAUUUCCAUCCAUGCUUGACACUUCAAUUAUGUACAUGUUGACUCAAGAGUAUGGUGACCUUAUUAAUCUCCAUGACUGGUACCAAUCUUUCAAAGCAACUGUACUUCCUCCAAGAAUCAAGGGGAAGCACCGGUUGAAGCAUUCACCAUCACCAAAGAAAAGAAAGGAAGCUAAAGAAUCUCAAAACAAGGGUGAAGCAACUGUUCAAGCAAAGUUCUGCAGGGCCGUUACGGAGCUCCAGAUUACAGGGCUGCUUCGGAUGCCUAGCAAAAGACGGCCUGAUUAUGUUCAGAGAGUGGCCUUUGGUCUCUGACAUGCUGGGCUCGAACAGGUUUGAUACUCUCAUCCUAUUAUGUGACUGGGAUCUUGAUUUUCUGAGCAAAUACUUGAUUAGUCUCAGUCCAAGAUGAAUUUGAAGGAUUUUCACUCAUGAAGCUAUGGAUCCUCCUGUAAUCAUUGUUUGCAUUGUAAAUGAUAUCAGAUUAUCAGGGCAACAGCGCUUGAAGAACGGUGAGCUCCUCUGUGAACGGGCAACUGUAAUUGAUAGGAAUAUUAUAACUGGGAAUUCUUGAGCUUUUUUAAGCUUUGUGUUGUCUAGUUUUAUUCCCUCGCUGUA